This is a messenger RNA of Archocentrus centrarchus (flier cichlid), 4190 nucleotides long. RefSeq names its product Fli-1 proto-oncogene, ETS transcription factor (gene fli1). The coding region runs from base 211 to 1587 and encodes 458 amino acids. Gene Ontology annotation, cellular component: nucleus. Gene Ontology annotation, molecular function: sequence-specific DNA binding; DNA-binding transcription factor activity, RNA polymerase II-specific. Lineage: Eukaryota; Metazoa; Chordata; Actinopteri; Cichliformes; Cichlidae. The record is from RefSeq and is a predicted model, not a curated record. The transcript is spliced from 10 exons. Gene Ontology annotation, biological process: regulation of transcription by RNA polymerase II; cell differentiation.
GCGCUCCUUUUUGCCCCUUUCAAAAUAACUCACUGUCAUCAUCAUUGGAAAACGGCUUUGCCUGGACGGGACUAAUUAUUUAAAAUUGGAGGAGGAGUGAUUAGCUGCAAUCGGGGGAAAGAAAGGGAGAAAAAAAAAUCAAGCGUCUGGCAUAACAGCGACAGGGCCCAUUGGACACUGAGCACCCUUGGGCCUGUCUGUCAAGUAGACAUGUUUCAAACUGUCCCUGACACGUCGUCUUACGUCAAGGAGGCGCUAUCAGUGGUGAGUGAAGACCAGUCCUUAUUUGAGCCUCCGUACGCUGCUGCUGCCCCUCUACCCAAAACAGAUAUGACUGCAUCUGGCACACAGGACUACGGCCAGACCCACAAAAUCAACCCCUUACCCCCACAGCAGGAGUGGAUCAACCAGCCAGUGAGGGUCAAUGUCAAGAGAGAAUAUGAGCACAUGAAUGGAUCCAGCAGGGAGUCUCCAGUGGACUGCAGUGUGGGUAAAUGUAAUAAACUGGUGGGGGGUAAUGAUACAUCUCAGAUGACCUAUGGAAACUACAUGGACGAGAAGAACGCUCCUCCCCCCAACAUGACCACCAAUGAACGGAGAGUCAUUGUACCUGCAGAUCCAUCACUGUGGUCCCAGGACCAUGUGCGCCAGUGGCUAGAGUGGGCCAUCAAAGAAUAUGGCCUGUUAGAGAUUGACACGGCAAUGUUUCAAAACACAGACGGAAAAGAGCUCUGCAAGAUGAGCAAGGACGACUUUCUACGGCUCACCACCAUGUACAAUGCAGAAGUGCUUCUCUCUCAUCUCAAUUAUCUCAGGGAAAGUAGCUCAUCAUUAUCCUACAAUACCCCAUCUCACACAGACCCAUCACCACGUCUGGCUGCCAAAGAGGACCCUUCGUAUGAUGCUGUACGGCGGACAGGGUGGUCCAACAACAUGCACAGUGGCAAAGGCUCACCAGUGGUUACUCAAAAUGUUACUAAGUCUGCUGAGCAGCCCAGAGCUCAACCAGAUCCUUACCAGAUUCUGGGUCCCACCAGUAGUCGCCUCGCCAACCCAGGUUCAGGUCAGAUCCAACUGUGGCAGUUCCUCCUGGAGCUCUUGUCUGACAGUGCCAACGCGGGCUGCAUCACUUGGGAGGGCACCAAUGGCGAAUUCAAGAUGACAGAUCCAGAUGAGGUGGCGCGACGCUGGGGCGAGCGCAAGAGCAAGCCCAACAUGAACUACGAUAAGCUGAGCCGUGCGCUGCGCUACUACUAUGACAAAAAUAUCAUGACCAAGGUGCACGGAAAACGCUAUGCCUACAAGUUCGACUUCCAUGGCAUUGCUCAGGCGCUGCAACCGCACCCGACCGAGUCCUCUAUGUAUAAAUACCCCUCGGACCUAGCCUAUGUGCCUUCCUACCACGCCCACCAGCAGAAGGUCAACUUUGUAUCCCCGCACCCUCCAUCCAUGCCAGUCACCUCCUCCAAUUUCUUUGGACCCACUGCUCAGUACUGGAGCUCACCCACUGCAGGCAUCUACCCCAACCCAAAUGUUCCUCGUCAUCCUAACACGCAUGUGCCAUCCCACCUGGGCAGUUAUUAUUAAAACCACCCUUUCUGACCAUCCGCCACCCUUGAAUCUCCCCUAUCCCACAGCAUUUGCUGACCUGCACUCUCAAUGACGCCAAACCAAUGAAGACUGAAUUGACAGAGGUAUUUUGUCCUCUGAAGAAAUUUGAUCAAAGAUGAAGGAUGAUUAAACUGAAGGAGUUUUUUUUUUUUUUUUUGGUAUGAUUAUAUAAACAACUGGAUGCUAUGGUCCAAAAAAAUGGAAUACUACUUACCUUUAAAUGACUAGCAACUGUCCUUUUUUUGUUGUUCUUGUUUUUGUUUUGUUUAUUUUUGUUUUUUGGGGGGGUUUUUUUAUGUUUUUCAGACCUGCAUCUGAGUUCUAAUGUGCCUUUUCCAUCCUCCUGAAAGUACCUAUAGUAACUGCUAGUAAGUUUUCAAAAAGCUUCCUAAACCAAAGCCCGAAGAGAGGAGAUAACCCCCGAGUCUGUCUGCCUCCUCCUCACCCUUUACAGUACCAGACAUGGGCCUAUGACUUAUGGGUCUCAAUAAACAUCCUUCUCAGUAUGUAACUUGUCCUGUAGAGCAUCUGCCUUUUCCAUUCAUCAGAAGCCUUUUCAGGAUUUUUUUAAUCCCACUACAUCUAGCCUUCUGUUUUGAUUGUCUUUUUUUUUUUGGUCUGUUAAUCUGCAUGUGUGUGUGUGUGUGUGUGUGUGUGUGUGUGUGUGUGUGUGUGUGAGUGUAGAGAGUCUUCUGGAAUUCGCUGGACAAGAAGGAGCUCUCAUUGAGGUGGACUUUUCUCAGCACUGAAUAAAAUUUGGCAACUGGAAUAUGCCAUUCACUAUGCCAUUUAACUUAUCCUCCAAACUGGAAGGCUAGAGAAGAGUUGAAUGCAGUAGAGGGAAGCGCUGUAUGUUUUGCUGACUUGGGUCAACUCAGUUGCUUAAAAUGUUUUCUGUUGUGUUGUUUGUGGAGCUUGAGAUGGGCUGAGUGUUGACUCAAUUGGGCUGGGAAAGCUGAGUCAAGAUAUAAUUGCAGUAAUUUGUGACAAUAAUUCAACCUAGGUCAGAUGUUUGUCAGUGGGGCCGCGCAUUAGGCUAUUAGAUGUUUGCCAUAUUUUUUACAUUUCAGCCGUGCCAUUUCCAGAUGUGUUGUUGCUCGACCACGUCAGUAUUAAUGUGAAUGUCUUCUGGUUUGUGAAAUUUUUAAAAGGGAUACCCUUUGGCAAAAAUCAAAAUUUGUCAGAAGUAUUCAUUUUUUUAAGAACAUUUGAUGGAAAAAAAAAAAAUUGAUUCCUUCACACUUGAGAUCAUGAAUAUAGAACAUGAACGUGGCUUUUUGCAGAUGUGGUCAUGUUGAUGUGUAGAUGUUAUCAACUGCCAUUUGGUGGCUAUUUAUUUUCUAUCCAAAUUGUAUUAAAUAUUCUUCUAUUUUGAAUAUGUGCUGUCCUGAAAGUCCUGCCACACUUUAACUGCUGAUUUUUAACCAUAUUUUUAACCAUAUAAAGAUGAGACAGCACUUCAUCUUAAAGUGCACGCAGUGAAUUAUCACACCACAAAUCUGACAAUUUUUGAUUUUGAAGUGGACUCUGACAGUAAAGGCCAGUCAUGACCAUAUAGGUCGGCACAGAGAUGCGGCUAUCAUUAAGUCAUGUUGAUAGACAGUUAAGUUGCAUUUUUUUUUUUUUUUUACCAGGGCUGGAUCCUAAUUUGAGAGUAACAUGUGUGUCUGAAUGUUAGUUUCUCACUGAUCUUAAAGCCCAGCUAAAUGCACAUGAAUCUCAAGUCAGGAUUUCACUACCAUAAUAUAAGAGUACAUAUCCAUCUUCAGGUGUUCAAAGCUGUUAAUAUUGGAAGUAUUCCUUUAAUGUAACUGAAAAUGGACACUUGAACAUAAAUUACUUGGGACUUAGUAGUUUAUCAAAGAACAAAUCCGAUAAAGUAUGACGAGAUGAAGCGAAGAAAUCCUCAGAUUCGCAAGCGCUGUGCGUUUGUCAGACCUAUUUUUUAUUAUUUUAUAAGCAUCAGUCAACUAGGCAUUAAAGCAACUUACUGUAUAAAUUAUGCAGAGUUAUUUUCAUAUGUGACACAGUAUAAAAAGUCAAGAAAAUUAAUACACGAGUUGACCUCGGUCAAAAAUGCAAAACUUUUAAGUCCAUUUCUGCUCGGUAGUUUGUUAAGCCUUUUAAGCAUUUUUAUAUCUGUACAUUUGGGCAAUACAUGUUACCAUUUUUGUUUUCUCUUUAUUGUUAUUAUUUCUUAAUUUGGUUAUAAAAUCCUAAGUGCCAUUAGUUGUAAACAAUAUUUUCUUAUAUUCCCAAAACCAUGAAUGCCGCUUGAAUGAUAAACCAAUGGCCUGGGAUUCCUUUACUAUAUAUGCAACAUGUGACCGAGAUGGAUUGUUUCCAUUGUCACUUUUUAUGCCAAAUUACAGCUUUUCAGGUAUUUUAUGCUAAAUAAUACCAACAGUAUUAUUAUACACAAGUAAUUCCUUUUGAAGAGUUAUAACAUUCAGAGAACAAAUUGAAAAAGAAUGUGAUUUGUAGCAUAAAGAAAUUUGAAUUCUAAUCUAAUGUUCAUGUUUCACAAGCAUUAUCAAAAAAAGGGAUCUCUGCUACUUCAUAUAUGCAUUGUAUUUUGG